Molecule: messenger RNA, 5261 nt
Organism: Heterobilharzia americana
Lineage: Eukaryota; Metazoa; Platyhelminthes; Trematoda; Strigeidida; Schistosomatidae
Source: the annotation of a GenBank genome assembly
GCAAUAAUUGAAUUUCGGACGUCUAACUGUCUUUUUCGCUAAUAACGCUACGCCUGCGUGAAUUAAAUGGAGUCAAAGAAGCGGACACCAGUUUGGUGGCUAACGGCGAUUCAUCGAAGUCAGAAAAAGCCAGCAAAGUGGACGAUGUUUUAGAUGACACACCUUAUACUAUUAAAGUUAUACCUACCCAUUCAGAACCAUUCGAACUACAAGUCAGCUCUUUUGAGCUGGUACAAGAAAUCCAUCGUGUAUUGAUGGAUCGGGAAGAAACCUGCAGCUGUACUUGCUUUUCAUUAGUCCUCAACGGUCAGACGCUAGACAUGUUUGCAGAGUUGAAGUCUGUCAGUGGCAUGGUCGAUGGUGCCGAGUUGAAAGUUGUGGAAGAGCGUUACAGUGUUCGGGAAGCGAAAAAUCAUGUUAGGCAUAUCCAUGACCUCCUUCAUUCAAUUGAACCCUAUGAUGCCUAUGCUGGUCGGGAGCAAAUGUCAUUGUCAUUUGUUAACACUAUAGCUGGAGAUCUAGAACGAAAGCACUUUCCAGCUCGGUUAGACAUUCGGACAGAAUUCGUACCGCCUGAAUAUGUUUUGCCCAAUUGUGGUACAAAUACCAGUCUGCCACUGCUUCCUUUGCACCCUUUUGAUCGUGAUGGAAAACCUGUUAAGUGUGUCCGCCAACUCAAUUACAGUAACUGGAACCCACCACCUCCUGCUAGAAGACUACUGGGUGACCUGGUGUACCUAUUUUUCCAUACACUUGAAGACAAAAGAUACCAUAUCACUGCUUGUCCUAGAGGAUUUUAUGUGAAUAUGUCCACAGAUGAUCAGUUCAAUCCCCAUCCAGUACAGCAUGCUUAUGUAGCACACUCUCUAAUUGACCUGCUACGUCAGCUUAGUCCUGGCUUCAAGCGUAAUUUGGAGACCCUUCUUAAAGCUCGAGCUGCUAAACAUCCAUUUGAACGUGUCCCAACUCCGUACCAAGUUCAUUCGUGGUUAGCACCACUUGUCGAACAUUCUCCAGACUCAGUGAGGAAAGAAGAAGCAUUUUCUUCUCGUAUGGCAUGUGAAGAAAACCUACCUGGCCAAACAAGGGAUUGGAAUGAGGAACUACAGGUUACACGUGAACUCCCACAGACACGUCUAACAGAACGUCUACUUAGAGAUCGCGCUAUCUUCAAAUCAAACAGUGAUUUUGUAGCUGCGGCAACUCGUGCUGCUGUCAGCGUUGUAAACGGAGACAUUAUGGCCAUCAAUCCUGGAGAGACACGAAAACAGCAAAUGUUUAUAUGGAACAAUAUGUUUUUCUCAUUAGGCUUCGAUGUCAAGGAUCACUACAAGCAUUUUGGUGGUGGAUAUGCCGCAUAUGUAGCCACAUCCAGUGAUCUAUGCGGAGUGCGUGCCUAUUCUAUGUUGGAUCAACCAGGACUUUAUACACUUGGUACGGCUAUAGUAGAUUAUCGUGGUUUCCGUGUCACAGCUCAGACGAUUAUACCAGGUAUUUUGGAGAAAGAACAAGAACAAUUAGUUGUGUAUGGUUCAAUCGAUUUUGGGAAAACCGUGUUGACAGACAAACGUUAUGAAGAGCUAUUGUCCAAAACUGCUAAACAGUUGAAGAUCAAAUCGCAUAAAGUGGUAGAUCAAUCAGGUGAAAUAGUAGAGUUAUACUCAUCUGUGGAUUGUAAAGGUAUUGUUGGAAAUGAUGGGCGUACAUAUAUUCUGGAUUUAUUGCGUACUUUCCCACCAGAUUUGAAUUAUUUGAAUAAUGGUGAUGAUAUACGACCACAGUUGUCUCCUGAGUUGACGAAGUUGGGUUAUCCUUAUCAACACCGGCAUAUGUUGGCAACUUUAAGACAAGAGUUGAUUGAAGCAUUUUUCGACUACCGUUAUGAGAUAUUUUUACGUCUAGCUGCUCAAGAAAUACAAAAGAUGAAAAUGUCUCUAAAAUGUGAAUCUGCUGAUCAGGUUGUUGUUUGCAUGCUAAAUGGAAAGUCUGAUGAAGAUCACCUAUGUUCACAUCAAGACAAUCUAGUUUUAACGAAGCAUCGGAUUGAUCCUGAUACAUCUGAACAUUCCAAUAAUACACUGAACUCAGGAAUUGCUGCAAUAAAAUCUCCGUGUAAGAAUCAACCUGAUGAUUUAAGUCAGAUGAAAAAAUUGUUAGAGGAUGAUACUGGUGGUCAAAAAGGUGAUAUUGUUCAAGAAGCAAUUCGCAAAGCGGCUAUAGCUGUUGGCUCCUUGAGUACAGAUCGUUUUGAUCUAACCUUCAAUCCAGAUAUUUAUCAGAAAUUUGUCAAAUUCAGUGAUUCAGAUGAGGAGUCUUUGAAAGUUGAUCAAGAACUAGUGUGCAGUGCUUGUGAAUUCCUUGUUGUAAAGCAAAUUCCAGCCUUCAUUAAAGAUGCCUUAAAUUUAUGUGUUACUCCGCAAGAUGGUAAAGCGUUAACGGAGUUGAUGCAUCAGCGUGGUAUUAAUGUGCGUUACUUGAAUCGUGUAAUUGAGUCGGUCAAUUCGCAUCAGUCGUUAGCUUAUCUCAAACGAAUGGCUAUUUCUGAAGUUCUACUACGAUCUGCUAAGCAUAUUUUUAAAACAUAUCUGCAAGAUGUUGAUCCUAUGCUGCUUUCAGUCGGUGUUGCUCACUUUCUCAAUUGCUUUUUAACAGCUUGCCCAAAUUUAACACCUUUACUUGGGAUCGAUGAGCAAGUCCUAAAACUGAAUCGAAAUAAGAAAAAUAAGAAAAAAACAAAAAAUCUCCGUGAAUCACCAGAAGAAAUGGCUUGGCUUAACGAAACACAUUCCAGUAUAUGGUCUGAAUUACUCAAAGAGGCUAAAGAAUACUACCACUAUCACAUAGCUGCAUCAGACAUAGAUGAAUUUUGUAAAACACAUGAAAUCCAGCGCAUUCAUCUCCUCAGAUCAUUUUGUACUUCAGUUGGCAUACAGUUACUUUUACGUGAAUAUAAUCUUAAUCCACCGAAUGGAGCUAAACAUCAUCAGAAGCCUGUGUUCAAUACUGAAGAUAUAGUUUCCCUUUAUCCAGUGGUCAAACAUUUACAUCCUCAUGCAACUGAUGCUUAUCAUUACUUCACAACUGGACAAGCUCGAAUUUCUGCUGGUCAUCUUCAAGAAGGUUUUGAGUUGAUUAAUGAAGCUCUAGGCCUUCUUAACGGUGUUUAUGGCCCUCUUCAUCCUGAUAUUGGUGCAUGUAAUCGUCUUCUAGCUCGUCUGUCAUAUGUUAUGGGUGAACAUCAAGCUGCAUUACUUUUUCAACAUCGUGCCACUAUAAUUAGUGAACGUGUGCAUGGGAUUGACAAUCCAAAUACAGCAACCGAAUACAUACAUUUCUCUUUGUACUCAUUCGCUUGUGGACAGAUAUCUACAGCGCUACAAUUACUUUAUCGAGCCCGUUAUAUAGCUCUUUUAUGUCAUGGUGAAUGUCAUCCGGAAAUAACGCAAAUCGAUACGAAUAUUGGCCUAAUGUUACAGUUGGUUGGAGAGCUCGAUUUGGCCUUGGUAUUUUUAGAGAAUGCAUUAUCGUUAAUUAGAUUAUUCUAUGGUGAACGAAAUUUGAAAGAAGCAUUCACUUGUCAUUUAAUCAGUCGUACAUAUACCUAUCGUGGUGAUUUCCGUACUGCUCUUGAUUAUGAAAAGCGCCGUUUUCUUAUCUACAAAGAACGUUUAGGUCCUGAUAGCGAUUACACUAAAGACAGUGAUGAAUGUUUACGACAGCUCACUCAGCAAGCUGUUACAGUUGCUCGUAAAGUAGCUGAACUCACGGCUGCCUCUACAAAAUCUGCCAGUGGUGAUUCGUCGAAUUUAAAUUCUCAUUCAAAUGCUGUUGAUAUUUCUACCGCUGAAUCUGUUGUAGCUAAAGCAGUUCUAUCCAAUCCUUUUGCCAACGCUGCUGCAUCUGGUUCUCUGACCCUCCCUAUGCCUACGAUUUCUUCUGUUUUAGAAAUUCUUAACCGUGUGAAUGGUAUACUGGUGAUUCAGUUAAGAGGAAAAGACGAAGAACAUUCAGAUCAGCAUGAAAAAAGCAAAUCAAACAAGUGUGAUCCCUUGAAGUUGCUUGCAUCUGAUGAAACCGAUCAACUGAAAACUGUUUCUAUGCCUAGUAAGGAAUCUUUGGAUCAACCGACUACACCAACUAAUGUGAACAAAAUUGUUAUACCAGUGUUAUAAUUUGAAUGGAUAUGUCAUUUUAUUAAAUGGUCCCUUUUUAUCGACAAUGCAAACAUGGAAAUUAACAAAUAAUAAUUUAAUUUUUCCAGUCAACAUCUCUUGUCGUUGUCUAAAUUAUCCAACUUUCCACCACCAACAUCUUUACUGUAAUACCUUAGGUUGAUAAUAAGACAUAAUCCAAAAAUUUAUCUCGACUACUUUUAUUAUUACGAAUAUUACCACUACUACUACUACUACUACUACUACUGUCUACUGUACACUAGUCUUCCUAUUUUUUCUAAUGUUUUGUUUAUAUAUUUAUGUAUCAUAGUUUAGAUAACUUUCGAAAUUGUCUUAUCUUCCGUUUUUUUCGACAGAAAUAAUGUUUGUUAUUACAGAGAGGCACAUUUGUACAUCUAUCGGUGUAUGUGUGUGUGUGGAUGUGAAUGAAGAAUAUAGUUGGCGCACAAACUUUGAACUCCCUUUAUAAUUACUUAGUUUUAGAGAAGAAAAACUGUAGAAUAGUUAAGUAAUUCUAUUCAUAUUUGCAUUUUGAAGGAAUAUAUUAAUGUUUUCAUUUGUUUGUUUUUAAAAGGCGUUCAAUCAGUCUGGAAUCAUAUUAUGUAUUCUAUUGUCUUACCUCAUAUAAAAUUGUUUCUGAUGAGGGAUUUCAUGCAAUUUUAUGAAAUUCUGACUAUAAAGCAAAGAAUGCAUGUACUGCUCAUCCUCUCGUUCAAUCCAACUAUAGGGCUGUUAAAAGUAGAUUAUAUGUUCUUAACCAUAGAUGACUUGGUAGGUGUCAGCCUGUACGGAGUCACCAUGUAGGCAGUGUUAAGGUUAGUUUCAGAAUAGCACGAGGUAAUGAACACUCAUCGACUGACAUUAUUUGGACAUGUAUUGUUCAAACCGAGCGACCCCCUAUAUCGACGUAUGAUGUUUACCAAAAUAGGAUUAGGUUGAAAGAAGACAUCAAUUCUUAAUAGACACACUUACCGGCUGCCAAUGCCUAACAUAUUCCUUAACCUGACUCUGUCGAGCGUGAGGGGUUGUUUCAGUGUCUGACCGUGAAAAGAGUACCGAGCAAGUAUGUAACGCUAAUCAAAUCUCUAC